This is a messenger RNA of Hippocampus comes (tiger tail seahorse), 2627 nucleotides long. It is a transcript of the gene klc1b, whose product is annotated as kinesin light chain 1b. Gene Ontology annotation, biological process: microtubule-based movement. The transcript has 17 exons. Gene Ontology annotation, cellular component: cytoplasm; kinesin complex. Gene Ontology annotation, molecular function: kinesin binding. Lineage: Eukaryota; Metazoa; Chordata; Actinopteri; Syngnathiformes; Syngnathidae. Bases 123 to 2021 code for a protein of 632 amino acids. The record is from RefSeq and is a predicted model, not a curated record.
CUGAGAUUCGCUCCGCCGCAAAGGCUGAUGGGAGAGCUGUGCGGUUUUGGAGACAUUUUGGUUUUGAAGGGGCUGGACUAGCCGAAGGUUCUGGCAGUCGGUUUCCCUGAGCACUUGUCAAGAUGUCCACCAUGGUGUAUGCCCGGGAAGAGAAGCUUGAAAAGCUCUCUCAAGAGGAGAUCAUAUCCAACACCAAACUGGUGAUCCAGGGCUUGGAAGCCCUCAAGAAUGAGCACAAUUCCAUUCUCCACAGUCUCUUGGAGACCAUCAAGUGCCUGAAAAAGGAUGAAGAGGCCAACCUGGUGCAUGAGAAGUCCAAUCUGCUGCGCAAGUCAGUGGAGAUGAUUGAGCUGGGCCUUGGUGAAGCACAGGUGAUGAUGGCCCUGUCCAACCACCUGAAUGCGGUGGAGUCCGAGAAGCAGAAGCUGCGCGCGCAGGUGAGGAGGCUUUGCCAGGAGAACCAGUGGCUGCGGGAUGAGCUAGCCAACACCCAGCAGAAGCUGCAAAAGAGCGAGCAGAGUGUCCCUCAGCUCGAGGAAGAGAAAAAACAUCUGGAGUUUAUGAACCAGCUUAAGAAAUAUGAUGAGGACGUUUCCCCCUCUCAGGAGGAAAAGGACAGAGAAAUGCCAAAGGACUCCCUGGAUGAUCUCUUCCCCAAUGAUGAAGAGGAGAAUGUGCAACAUCAACACAACAGUGCAGCAGUGGCUGCGGCCCAACAGGGAGGCUAUGAGAUCCCAGCUCGUCUGAGAACACUACACAACCUGGUGAUCCAGUAUGCUUCUCAGGGCAGGUACGAGGUCGCUGUGCCCCUCUGCAAGCAAGCUUUGGAGGACCUGGAGAAAACCUCUGGACACGACCAUCCCGAUGUAGCUACUAUGCUUAACAUCUUGGCUUUGGUUUAUAGGGAUCAAAAUAAAUACAAAGAGGCUGCACAUCUUCUCAACGAUGCUCUUUCCAUCCGAGAGAAAACCCUGGGGAAAGACCAUCCUGCUGUUGCUGCAACGUUGAACAACCUGGCUGUGCUGUAUGGAAAGAGGGGAAAGUAUAAGGAGGCUGAACCUCUGUGCAAGAGGGCUUUGGAGAUCAGAGAGAAGGUUCUGGGGAAAGACCAUCCAGAUGUGGCCAAACAGCUGAAUAACUUGGCUCUGCUGUGUCAGAAUCAAGGCAAGUAUGAGGAGGUGGAAUACUACUACUGUCGUGCCCUGGAGAUCUACGAAUGUAGGCUGGGCCCGGAUGAUCCCAAUGUGGCCAAAACCAAGAAUAACCUGGCGUCAUGCUUUCUCAAACAGGGAAAGUAUAAGGAGGCUGAGAUUCUGUACAAAGAAAUUCUGACUCGUGCCCAUGAGAAAGAGUUUGGAUCUGUUGAUGCUGAAAACAAGCCUAUCUGGAUGCACGCAGAGGAAAGGGAGGAGAUGAGCAAGGGCAAGCACAGGGACAACACGCCUUAUGGAGAGUAUGGAGGCUGGUAUAAAGCCUGUAAAGUCAACAGCCCCACCGUGAACACAACACUGAGGAACCUGGGGGCUCUGUACCGUCGUCAGGGCAAGCUUGAAGCUGCCGAGACCUUGGAGGAGUGCGCUGUGAGAUCCCGCAAGCAGAGCAACACAGGCAUUGACCCUAUCCACCAGACACGCAUGGUAGAGAUCCUGAAGGACGCAGAUGGCGACAGGCGAAGGAGCAGGGAGAGCUUGAGCAGCGUUAAGUACGAGAGUGGCUCUGAAGCUGGCGAGGAAGUGAGUAUGGGCGUGGAGUGGAACGGGGACGGCAGCGGAACACUCCAGCGCAGCGGCUCUCUGGGCAAACUCCGAGACGUCCUGCGUCGUAGCAGCGAGCUGUUGGUCAAAAAAUUGCAGGGCAAUGGACCGCCUGAACCUCGCAGCACUAACAUGAAGCGAGCCGCUUCAUUGAACUACCUGAACAAGACGGGUGAUGAGUUAUUCCAGUCUCAGACUCGAAGCAAUAAUUUGAGGGUGAGCCGAGGCCUGAGCUCCAGCACCAUAAAUCUGUACUCUGGAAACUGAGCUGGAAUUUGAAGUGAACCUUCUCGACCUGCCAACGUCAGACCCAAAGAUGUUUCCUCAUAAAUAACACUUGCAUCCAAAGACCCUUUCACUAGUCUGAAUUCACAUGGAUUCUUGUGAAACUGUGCCUGCCUUCCUUUGUUGUUGUGCAAACGUUGAGUGGUGUUAAGAGCAUGACACCAAGAUCCUUUUUUUCACAUAUCCUGUGCCAUUCUUUUUUUUUUUUUUUAAACAGUGCUGAUUGUCCUUUUCCUUCUCCAUGAAAAGUAAUCAUAAAUUUUGUUUUAGUGCUCUCAAUGUAGAAAUGAGCUGUGUAGAGGUUUUGAAAUGACAUCUUGUAGAUUUGCUGAUUGUUGAAACUUCACUUGUCUCUGUUUGCCGGUGGAGAUGUGGCAUUGGGCUAAAGCUUUGGGAUACAGGGUGAAUGAAUACCUUACUGUCAUCACGUGACUCGCAGACCACAGAAUGGAAUGACAUUUUGAAGUCAAAUAGGCUGCUACUUUCAUUGUCUUUUAUUUUUGAGAGCUGUGUGUGUUCACAACAUGAACAAGGCAACUCGUAUAGAUCCUCGGUCAUGACAAACAUCCAUGUGAACACCCACUUUUU